CUAGGGAGUGAGAGCUGAGCGUAAAAAAAACUAGUUCACGUUUGCCAAACUCCGAAAUUGACGCACCAUAUCAGAAUUGUAUCAACAACAAAAAAAWUCWAAAUCGUUUAUGUUUUUUGUUGUUGUUUCAAGAUAUUGCAACAUUGUAAAUUAACUUUAGGCUACGUAUUCCAGUGAAAGCUGAAGUCACCGUGAUACUGAAACUUGGACUAGCAUCAACUGAAAGUGGACUUGAGUCUUCUGAAAAUCUAUCUUGAAGCCAUAAUUUGCUGAUUUUUAUUGCUUUUAAAAACAAACGUCUCAUUAACAAAUCGAGGACAUCUUGGGGAUUAAACCGACCUGCUCGACCUGGACAUGGUUAUUAUUGGACUGGUUUGGACCUAAGCAUGAACUGUUGGCAGGUGUCCGUUCUGGGUGUUAUGUUUAUAUCAUAUCUACAGCACACGUCGUCUCAAACACAGGAAGUGGUGUGUCCUGGUACCCAGAAUGGGCUGAGCUCCACAGGAUCUCAGGAGAACCAGUACAACCUGAUCAAGGACCGCUACACAGGCUGCGAGAUUAUUAUGGGUAACCUGGAGAUCACCCAGAUAGAAAGUGACUGGGACUUCUCCUUCCUAGGGACCAUCAGAGAGGUAACAGGCUACAUCCUAAUCGCCAUGAACCACUUCAGACGGCUGCCUCUGGAACAGCUGCGUGUGAUCCGUGGUAACAGCCUGUACGACCGGGGCUUCGCCCUCUCUGUGUUCCUCAACUACCCCAAGCAGGGCUCCAAUGGCCUGCAGCACCUGGGACUCACACAUCUCACCGGUGAGGAGAGGAGAGGAGAGGGAGGAAGGGGUGGAGGAGAUGAGGAGGGAGUGGGUAGAGGAAGAUGAGAGAGGAGAGUACAGAAGGAAAGAGUAGAGGUGAGAAGGAGGGAUAGUGGAUAAAUUGAACCGGUGCUACCCUGGGUCAAAGAGAGAGCCAGGCAGAGUGAAGCUCCAGUACCACACAGGUCCAAAGAGGACAAGGAUUUAAAGUAGGAUACAAAUCAAAUGAAAUCAAACRUUAUUUA
This is a messenger RNA of Salvelinus sp. IW2-2015, 1054 nucleotides long. Its product is annotated as receptor tyrosine-protein kinase erbB-4. The record is from RefSeq and is a predicted model, not a curated record. Lineage: Eukaryota; Metazoa; Chordata; Actinopteri; Salmoniformes; Salmonidae.